Nematostella vectensis (starlet sea anemone) is the source of this 2564-nucleotide messenger RNA. RefSeq names its product neuronal acetylcholine receptor subunit alpha-7. Gene Ontology annotation, cellular component: synapse; neuron projection; membrane. NCBI's taxonomy places the organism in Eukaryota, Metazoa, Cnidaria, Anthozoa, Actiniaria, Edwardsiidae. Gene Ontology annotation, biological process: chemical synaptic transmission; nervous system process; regulation of membrane potential. The transcript is spliced from 12 exons. Gene Ontology annotation, molecular function: neurotransmitter receptor activity; extracellular ligand-gated monoatomic ion channel activity; transmembrane signaling receptor activity. The record is from RefSeq and is a predicted model, not a curated record. Bases 127 to 1827 code for a protein of 566 amino acids.
CCCUGGCUUCCCCAGGGUACAUGACCCCCUGGCUUCGGCCAAAGGCUGGCUCUCAACCCCUCAGAUCUGAACAGCGACGCAAUCAGUUUGUAACUUCACUCUCCGCCCAUCAGAUGCAACGAAAAGAUGAAAAGUAUCUUCUGUACUGCGUUCGUACUGGUCAGCAUACUCGUUGUUGCAGAGUCCAUAAGAAAUUUGACCGGUAUCUAUGACGAUGAUGAGCGAAGACUCCUUGCCGAUGUGUUCGGUUCGUACGACAAUAAGUUGCGGCCGGUUCUCAGUAAAACGCACAACGUUACCGUAAAACUUGGACUCACACUCAACCAGAUAAUGGACGUGAUUGAAAAAUUCGAAUUGCUGUCUGUCAGCUUGUACGUUCGACAGAAAUGGGAAAACCCACUCGUCGCCUGGAAUAAGUCGGAGUAUGGUGGGAUAGUCCAGGUCAACUUGGAUCCGUCUACUCUGUGGAAACCGGACAUCUAUUUGUACAACAAUGCCGACAGUGGGUAUGAUGGUUCCCUUUAUGGAUUCACGGCGAAGAUAAAAGUCAACUAUUCGGGAACAAACACUUGGCUGGCCCCUAAGAUCUUCACAACUUCGUGCAAGAUCAAUGUGAAAUACUUCCCUUUUGACCAGCAGGAAUGUCGCCUCAAGUUUGGGUCGUGGACAUAUGACGCCAAUUCUGUGGACAUUUUCCCAGAAGAGGAUCAAGCGAGCAUCAAGGGUUAUCAGAAAAAUGGCGAAUGGGACUUCAUAGGUUUCCCUUGUAAGCGGUCUAUCUUGUAUUACCCUUGCUGUCCGGAUUCUCCCUUCACGGACGUCACGUGCACCCUGAUUAUACGGCGCAAGACACUUUACUACUGGGUCAACCUUAUAAUCCCCUGCAUGCUGAUAACAGUGUUAUCCCUGUUGUCAUUCAUCGUGAGCACGGAUUCGGGGGAGCGCGUCGGACUUGUGAUCACAGACUUGUUGGCUCUCACCGUGUUCAUGCUUAUCGUGGCGGAUAUCCUACCGCCGACAUCAGAGGUGGUUCCGGUCAUCAGCAUCUACAUUAUCUGCUCGACUAUAGAGGUUGGCCUCGCUCUGGUGGCUACGACUAUAGUAGUGCAGUGCUACCAUACAAACCCCGAUAUCAACGUGAUGCCAUUUUGGGUGAAGUAUUUCAUCUGCCAAAAGCUCGGAGGGCUACUUGGGAUAACACAUGUGAAGGACAAAAAAGAGGAAGAACAAGCGAAAGAGCUAGAUGAUGAGACCAAGACAGACGGCCCUAAAAUACAACCACGAAACCAACUGUUUGGGUUUUGGAAUCUCCCUCCCGCUAAAUCUCUCAGCUACGAGACGCUCGUAGGGGCAAGCGAGGCGGAGGCCACUUGUAGAACAUGCAUUGAAGCAAGAACAGCGGCACUCGGCGAGAGUCGAACAGCAAACAGCUUUAUCCAGCAUGCAUCAAUGUACAAGCCUCUCCCUCCCUACAGUUCAAGUUCGUUACGUAAGAGAUCAGACUACGAUGAUCAGAUGGACGCUGGGAGCUCAGUCGAAGCGAAUCAACCGGAAACCAACCUAGACUGCGCAUGCGUAAACGACCCUCAAAUAAUGCGAGUUCUCAAAGGUGUCAUCCACAGACAGGAUCAUUUGGUUGAAGGCAUCACGAAGCUGAUCGAUAACAUGGAAGAACAAGACGAAGGGAACAGCAAGCGAGAUGACUGGAUCCUCGCCGCAACGGUCAUCGAUCGCUUUUUCUUGAUUCUGUUCGCCCUUGUGAUCUUGCUCUCAACUAUCCUUACCUUCGCGACCAUUCCGUCUUAUCCGGAGGUCCCGCUAGCAUGAGGGUGGUCAGCAGUAUAUUGUUAUAGAAUGAGCCUCCAAGCUAAAUGGGCAGCGGUUAUGACGAGGCCUUUACGAAACGCGGUGAAUUUAAAAUAUUGAGCCCGCAAGUACCAGAGACAGCGAUGUAAUCAAUAAACCAACCACUAGGCAUUUUGGGCAGUGGUGCAAUUCGAAAGAAGUUAACUGAAGAAUUGAAAGUGUUGUGGUUGUAUAAUUGAAUGUUGUUGUUGUUGUAAAUAGUAGUUGCUGUAGCUUAUGGGGGAGAAUGUUGUUGUCGCUACUUUAUAUGUUCUCCUUGUGUGUCUUUUUUGCGUAUCAGAUGUCUAAUGCUUUUUUUCAUGUGCAUAAAUCUUGUUGUAUCGUUGUUUUCGUUAUUGUUACCGUCGGUGUUUAUAUGCUUGUUAUUGUUGUUUUCGAUGUUGUUGUUAUCUGUUGAUGUCCUUUUUAUUAAGUAUGUUGUUGUAUAAUUUGUCAAGUUUGUCGUCAAGUUUGAUGUUGUUGUUUGUUGUUAUUGUUCUUUACGAUGUUGUUGUUUGUUCCUAUUGUUAUUGUUGUCAAGGUUGUUGUUAUUGUUGUUUAGGAUGUUGUUGUUUGUUUUCAUUGUUGCUAUCGUUACUGCUGUUUUUGUUUGUUGUCGUGCGUAUCAGAUAUCGAGGGCUCUUCACCAAGAGUAAUGGUGCUGCUUUUGAAAUGCUUUUGUAGAAAAAUUAAAGAACCAUUUUAUCUUCAAAUGUAAA